AUGUGGAAGACAAUUGGAUCUGCUGCUGCUUUCUGCUCUUUCGCAGCGGCGUACUCACCUUUUGUCAUCACAAACUUGAACACGCACCAACCUAAUGGCAAUCCUGCCGGUCAGGUGAACUACUACCGGAUCCAAUUCGAUGUCUUGUCCUCAAACGGCGGAGCGGAUUCAUCGACAACUUGCCAGACAUCUUGGGGAGACAAUUCUUGGCUCGAGACAGAGGCCUACAGCAUGGCUGUACCUACAGGAAAAUGGAUUGGCUGCGGAACAAACGACUUCCGGUUCCAGUUGUUCCCGUACUUCAGCAUUGGCAACUUCAGUCUUGCUGUACAGCAGAACUUUACCGAUGCAGCGCUCAAUCAAGAGAUAUUCGCAACGGCAACGACACACAUGAGCAACACGACAUCAUCGCUGAGCUGCUCGAUCAACGGACAGGAGGUGAUGUACCAGCAGCACGCACAUGGCGACUGCAACAUGGCUAGCAACGGCAGUGUGUCUGUUCAAGUCGAGGCAGAAGCUUGCAGCUCUAGCGAUGCGACGACCAUCUUCGAGGCCAGUGGAUCGUACGAGGAGAGCGGAGAUGAGAUUGUGCUUGUUGGCAGUAUUCCAGAGCUGGGCAAUUGGUCGCCAACCAAGGCAGUGUCGAUGUCGGUGACGAACCCGCAGAGCGCGGGGGCACCAACAUUUGGAGCCAGACUCGACAUUUCCGAGGGCACAAGCUUCCAAUACAAGUAUAUUAUGCGUCACGCGGAUGGGUCAGAGACUUGGGAAUGUUGCGAGAACCGAGAGUAUACUGUUCCGGCCAACUCGGCUUGCAGUGAGAUCAGUCUUGGAUCGGACUGGUUUAGAGGUGGUGGUGAUGCGGUGGUGAAUUAG
Aureobasidium namibiae CBS 147.97 is the source of this 876-nucleotide messenger RNA. RefSeq names its product starch-binding domain-like protein. Gene Ontology annotation, molecular function: starch binding. NCBI's taxonomy places the organism in Eukaryota, Fungi, Ascomycota, Dothideomycetes, Dothideales, Saccotheciaceae. The record is from RefSeq and is a predicted model, not a curated record. Bases 1 to 876 code for a protein of 291 amino acids. The transcript is spliced from 2 exons. Gene Ontology annotation, cellular component: membrane.